GUGAAAUCUUCUGACUACCCCAUGUUUGUAAGCCGAUACAAGUUCAUCAAGGUGAAGAAGCUUUAUCGCCUGAUACCCCUGGAGAUACAGCUGGACGAGCCCGAUGACAAAUCAUCAUCCCGAUCCCGAUCACGGAAAUCGCUAUCAAACCGUAAUGAACCCAAAUCAGGUUCAGCCUGUUUGGCUGUUGCUGGUGAGGCAGCUACCACGGAGAAACGAAGGCGGGCUUCCAUGGCCGCGGCCAGUUCGCUGGAGUUUGUGGAUGUCAACUACUUCAACUGCGACAACAAAGUGUCGCCCAUCAAGAUAGUAGGGGGUCGCAGCGUGGUGCGGCUUUCGGAGAAGAAAAAGAGAUAUUCCAGAGCUGAGGCAGAGGUUAAUGCCAACUACCUGACGGCUUCCCCUCUGACAGAAAAGAACGCUAAAGUGGAGACGCCCAAGUCCAGGGCGUCGGCUGCACGCCGUAACCUGAAUCUGAGUUUGGACAGAGGCGCAGACAGCGCAGCGGACUCGGACUGUCUGAAUUAUUCAAUAGUGCAGCAGACGCCGGACCCAAGGACACCCUCAAAUGAUAUGAAAAUCAAACUGCGCAUCUCGGAGCGAAGAAAGUCUGUGCGCCUUGCUUCGAUAGAUCACGAUCCACUAGCCGUUGACGAUCCCAAAGACACACCUACCACACAGGGACGCAAGCGACUUGGUGUCAACAAUGGGGACAUUUAUCACACUCCCACUAAGAAAGCGAGGGAAGCGCUGGACAUCAAUACCGGUGCACAGGAGACUCCCUCGACGCGACGGAAGAGCAUCCUUAAGUCGGCCACUAGUCGACUGGCUGAGGGCACACCCAGAAGAAGCAUCCAACUAUCCAACAUUGUGGAGCAGCGUGUGUUCAAAGACAAUGAAAUAAUAUCGACACCUAAAAGAGGACGCAAAACGAAGUCCACUGAGGACGCGGACGCAGACUACUCGCCAAGAUUUGUUCAGAAAACGCCCACUCGAGCGCGACGCAUAAGCGCCACUGCCAAGUCAACAGUGACCCCGAUUCGUGGCACCGCUGCAACUUCAGCUUCAGCUGCACCGAUAACACCUUCACAAAAGCUGAAGAAAAUACGCGCCGGCGAGCUCAGUCCCAGGGCAAGCCCGUGGAUGAAUCCCGCAAGUCCCAGCUGCAGCUGGCACGUGAGCAGCUACACGUCUCCGUUGUGCCCAAGAGCCUGCCGUGUCGCGAAAAGGAGUUCGAGAACAUCUACAGUUUUCUGGAGGGCAAGGUUCAGGACCAGAGCGGCGGCUGUAUGUAUGUAUCUGGCGUCCCUGGCACUGGUAAGACUGCCACUGUCACAGGAGUCAUUCGCACACUGCAACGCCUAGUCAGCCAGGACAAGCUAGCCGACUUUGAUAUCCAGAUAUACAAACAGCUCACUGGCAAGACUGUGUCUUGGGAGCAUGCUUACACACUGCUGGAGAAGCGUUUCAUCACGCCAGCACCGAGGCGCGUGACCACAGUUCUGCUAGUCGAUGAACUGAACAUAUUGUGCAACAGGCGCCAGGAUUUGGUCUACAAUCUGCUCGAUUGGCCGACCAAAUCAGCUGCCAGACUGGUUGUGGUCACUGAAAUUUAAGAAUAGUUUUUCUAAAUAACGAUACCGAAACAA
Molecule: messenger RNA, 1649 nt
Organism: Drosophila miranda
Lineage: Eukaryota; Metazoa; Arthropoda; Insecta; Diptera; Drosophilidae
Product: origin recognition complex subunit 1-like
Exons: 2
Coding region: 22-1365 (447 amino acids)
Source: RefSeq, a predicted model, not a curated record